This is a messenger RNA of Frankliniella occidentalis (western flower thrips), 852 nucleotides long. RefSeq names its product protein doublesex-like. The record is from RefSeq and is a predicted model, not a curated record. The coding region runs from base 524 to 835 and encodes 103 amino acids. The transcript is spliced from 2 exons. Lineage: Eukaryota; Metazoa; Arthropoda; Insecta; Thysanoptera; Thripidae.
CCGGGCAGGCAGGCGUCAGCAUGGCGUCAGUGCGAUCGGAUCGCAGGCGAGAAGAGAAGUAAAGGCGUUAGCGAGCAGGAGAGAAGCGGCUCCGGUCGUGGAUCUGAGAUUGGGAACGGGACCGCCGAGUCCAAGUUCGCCGCUGCGGUCCCCCUGCCUCGAAGCCCGCCCGCGCCGUCCGCGCCCGCGUCGUCCGAGUGCAACGCGCGCAAAGUCUCGACAGCCCGUGUCCUUCUCCCCCUUCGCUCCGGUGGUGGCACUCUCGUCCACGACGCCGCCCGCCCCAGCGGCGACCGCGAGGACACCAACCACGACCGCCUGCCCCUCUGAGGUCACCGCCCCCCUGGCUCCCGGGUCACCUUCUUCCUGGAGACGCCACCGGCUGCCCCGCAACUGGCCAGCAUGACGGUGGGGCUCUUGUGCGCGCAGCAGCCCCGGCCCGCGGGGCUCGAGCGGCACCCCCGCGGCACCCCGCUGUCCUGACGCACGCUGCCCCGCGGGGCCUGAGCGGCGCCCGCCGAGGAUGGACGCGGACGCGACGGAGGACGCGGCCUGGGAGGCGCUGCUGGGGGCGGCGGGCGGCGGGCCCGGGGCCAGCGUGGCCUCCGGCCUCGGCCACCACCAUCACCAACAUCACCACCACAACGGGCACCACGGCCACCACGGGCUGGCGCACGGCCUCCUCGGCUCCACGGCGCCGCCAAGCGUCGUGGACUCCACCAAGAGCGCCGCCUCCACGGGCGUCUUCGGCCACCUGCACCGGCACCUGCAGCCGCUGGCGGGGCUGUCCUUCUCCACCAAGGGCGACCACCAGGGGCUGCCGCUGUUCAGGUGAGUGUUCAGGCCCCGGCG